GCUCGAUUAACGUCUUGAACGGGUAAAAUCUUCCAACGAGUCUCUAGUCUACAGUUAUGUGGGAGUCGGAUGGCAAUCAAGAACUGAAGGACAAGAAUACGGAGCGAACAGUUUCUGGAAAGCUGAGAGAGAAAACGAGAAAAGGAAGACCUAGAAAAUCAUUCACAAAGGCUACAGCAACACAGAAACAGUCUGCCCUGCAGUCAGCUCCAGUACAAGAAUCUCUUUCCCAACAAACACCUUCUCAGACUCUACAGUCAGUUCUGCAGCCAACGACCACAAUAUUGCAACCUAUAGAAACAACGAGUGAGCCACUACACACACUGCCUCAGUUGGCGCAGCUAGUACAGAAACUGUAUCCACUACCAGAGGAGCAUGAAACAGUAAAAACAAUGCCACAGCUGCCAACAACUCAACCUUCACAGACAUCAAUGCAGCUCCAAGGAGCUGUCCCUCAGUCUCAACAAACUGUGUCUCAGUCCUCACAAAUGGUGAUGCAAUCACAGAUCACAAAAUCCCAGCCCGUGAAAAUUGCUAUGCCGCCUCUAAACACUAUACCACAGCUUUCCCACACAGUGUCGCACCCAUCACAAACAGUUUUGCAGCCAACGCAAAGUUUGCUUCAACCACCGCAAAGUCUGCUACAGGCUUCACGAGCUUCGCUUCAGCCUCCACAGACACUCUUUCAGCUUCCACCAACGGUGCUCCAAGUAGCACCCCAACCACUGCAGACAGUGUUUCCUGCUCCAAAUAACACUCUUCGACCUCCGCAACUGGCAGGGCAGCAACCUCCUCACUCUGGACCAUUGGAGGGUUCCCCAUCUUUAGCUUCCCUCGCCCAGUUCACUCUGCCUCCAAAUCUGUUUCCCUCACCAUUCUUAAACAGCACUAUCCAAGCACCUCUCCAACCUAGUGUUCUGUCUUCUCUUACAGGCCCUCAUUCAUCCACCGUGAAUUUGCUUAGUACUCUACAAGAUGACAGGCUCGGCUUGAUCCUUCCAGUGUUAGUGAGGAUGGAACAUAAGAUAGAUCAAAUUAUGGCGAUUAUUGGCGCUAAAUACAGUCUUGGAAUAAACGGGCUGCAACCAGAAAACAAGCUUAAUCCCAACUUGAUAGACAACCAGUGCAAAAGUGACAUUGCGGAAAACCAAUCAAAUUUUGUCACGAUAGGAAACGGAUCGAUUGAAUCAAAUACAGAAAGUAAUUCCACUACUGCUUCAAUGGCAAAUCAGUUAAAUACAGAUAAGAUGAUUAACAAUUCGAAUAUACCUUCGCUAGGUAAACAGAAAGAAUGUUUUACGAAGGAAGACCCAGCGGUUAGCGUACCUAUCAAAUCUCAGUCAACAGAACGCCAGUCAACUGCAUCAACGUUGAAUUCUACGCGGCCUAAUGCUAACUUCACUGAAACACACCCGGGUGACAGAGCGAUGGAGAUCGGUGAUGCAGACAUUGCUAUGGAAUCAAUUAGCGCUGAAGCUUCCACUUUAACUUCCUCUUCUAACGUUACGAAUUUGCAUCCUGGUUCAUCCACAGUUCAAGGCCGUCUAAUUCAACGUAAAAUGGCAAAAAUAACUGAGCUAACGCUUCCUGAAAAUUCCAACUUUCCUGUUUCACGCGACGAUAUUAUUGCCAUGCAGGCCAAGUCCACCUCCACGAUGAAUUUUGCCGUGCGCCUGAUGCGUGAAUUGUUUACCUUGGAGGAACUUGAUGGGAAAAACAUUUCAGGAGCCAGAGGAAAAGACAGAGUAGAUCCGAACAGAGUUGAAAUCAUCAAAGAAAUUGUCUUCCAGGUUUAUCGAACGUUACCAUCUGACAGAGAUAUGGUGUGGAGGUGCUGUCGCAAAGCGAUGGACUCCUUUAUGCGUCGCAUGAAACGGGAGCGUGCGCUGAAAAGCAAAACCACUUCUGCCGCAACUAUUUAACGUGAAUUUCGAGACAGAUCCAAUUAUCCGCUUAUUUUCUAAAGUGCUGUCAGUGGGAGAUCCUCUUCUUAUUUUAUCUGUUUUUGUACUUAUUAUUUUGUAAUUAUCUUCAUUAUUAUCUUCUGCAGUUUCUUUCACUAGUUUGGAAAAAAGUCAAGGUGGUUGUUGCGAAAAAUUAGAAAUGUAAAAGGAGCGUUUGUUUUAAAGCUCAUUAAGCGCACACCGUCUUAAAGUUGUUUUUGCGAGGUAGCUUUCCCGCCAAUUCCUCUGCUUGUACACUGAGAACAUGCAGAGGAAAUAAUUGGUUAAAACGCUCCAUGUUUCGAUUGGUUGAAGUCAGCAUUUGCUAUCCUAAUUAGGUGUGCCGACUCUUUUACUUAGCUUGACUUGUUUAAUUGACGCAGUCUCGUCCUUUAAACUAUUUAACGAUUAUUCGAUGAUGUUCAUUGAGCCUGAGGAAAAUAGCUGUUUUACUCUAAAGGUGACCAUUAAAGCAACUACAUUUUCUUUCAUU
This is a messenger RNA of Stylophora pistillata, 2436 nucleotides long. RefSeq lists its product as uncharacterized. Lineage: Eukaryota; Metazoa; Cnidaria; Anthozoa; Scleractinia; Pocilloporidae. The record is from RefSeq and is a predicted model, not a curated record. Gene Ontology annotation, molecular function: DNA binding. Gene Ontology annotation, cellular component: heterochromatin. Gene Ontology annotation, biological process: rDNA heterochromatin formation.